AUGACCCUAAACCUCCAGUACACGAGCAUAGGCACCAGUCUAUUCUUCCAGACCACAAUCAUAGUGACCACAUUCCUUGAGAAUGAGUCAGCGACAUCACGCUCAACCUCCAGUACACAAGCAUCAGUAUCACACUGCACCUCCAGUACACAAGCAUCAGUAUCACACUACAUCUCCAAUACACAGGCAUCAGUAUCACACUGCACCUCCAGUACACAAGCAUCAGUAUCACACUGCACCUCCACACACAAGCAUCAGUAUCACACUGCACCUCCAGCACACAGGCAUCAGUAUCACACUGCACCUCCAGUACACAAGCAUCAGACACACUGCACCUCCAGUACACACACAGGCAUCAGUAUCACACUGCACUCCAGUCACAGUGCAUCAGUAUCACACUGCACCUCCAGUACACAGGCAUCAGUAUCACACUGCACCUCCAGCACACAGGCAUCAGUAUCACACUGCACCAGUACACACAGCAUCAGUAUCACACUGCACCUCCAGUACACAAGCAUCAGUAUCACACUGCACCUCCAGUACACAAGCAUCAGUAUCACACUGCACCUCCAGUACACAGGCAUCAGUAUCACACUGCACCUCCAGUACUCAGGCAUCAGUAUCACACUGCACCUCCAGUACACAGGCAUCAGUAUCACACUGCACCUCCAGUACUCAGGCAUCAGUAUCACACUGCACCUCCAGUACACAAGCAUCAGUAUCACACUGCACCUCCAGUACACAGGCAUCAAUAUCACACUGCACCUCCAGUACACAAGCAUCAGUAUCACACUGCACCUCCAGUACACAAGCAUCAGUAUCACACUGCACCUCCAGUACACAAGCAUCAGUAUCACACUGCACCCAGUACACAGGCAUCAGUAUCACACUGCACCUCCAGCACAGGCAUCAGUAUCACACUGCACCUCCAGCACACAAGCAUCAGUAUCACACUGCACCUCCAGCACACAGCAUCAGUAUCACACUGCACCUCCAGUACACAAGCAUCAGUAUCACACUGCACCUCCAGCACAAGCAUCAGUAUCACACUGCACCCAGUACACAAGCAUCAGUAUCACACUGCACCUCCAGUACACAAGCAUCAGUAUCACACUACAUCUCCAAUACACAGGCAUCAGUAUCACACUGCACCUCCAGUACACAAGCAUCAGUAUCACACUGCACCUCCAGUACACAAGCAUCAGUAUCACACUGCACCUCCAGUACACAAGCAUCAGUAUCACACUGCACCUCCAGUACAUAAGCAUCAGUAUCAUACUGCACCCCAGCACACAAGCAUCAGUAUCACACUGCACCUCCAGCACACAGGCAUCAGUAUCACACUGCACCUCCAGUACACAAGCAUCAGACACACUGCACCUCCAGUACACACACAGGCAUCAGUAUCACACUGCACUCCAGUCACAGUGCAUCAGUAUCACACUGCACCUCCAGUACACAGGCAUCAGUAUCACACUGCACCUCCAGCACACAGGCAUCAGUAUCACACUGCACCAGUACACACAGCAUCAGUAUCACACUGCACCUCCAGUACACAAGCAUCAGUAUCACACUGCACCUCCAGUACACAAGCAUCAGUAUCACACUGCACCUCCAGUACACAGGCAUCAGUAUCACACUGCACCUCCAGUACUCAGGCAUCAGUAUCACACUGCACCUCCAGUACACAGGCAUCAGUAUCACACUGCACCUCCAGUACUCAGGCAUCAGUAUCACACUGCACCUCCAGUACACAAGCAUCAGUAUCACACUGCACCUCCAGUACACAGGCAUCAAUAUCACACUGCACCUCCAGUACACAAGCAUCAGUAUCACACUGCACCUCCAGUACACAAGCAUCAGUAUCACACUGCACCUCCAGUACACAAGCAUGCUACAGAGUCAGAUGGCAAGUAUCAAGGGUUUCCAUAUGUUUAA
Molecule: messenger RNA, 1938 nt
Organism: Homarus americanus (American lobster)
Lineage: Eukaryota; Metazoa; Arthropoda; Malacostraca; Decapoda; Nephropidae
Exons: 3
Coding region: 1-1938 (645 amino acids)
Source: RefSeq, a predicted model, not a curated record